ACCUUUUUCUUUUUCAACCCCUUUGUUUUUUUCCAUUUUUCGGUUUUAUCUCGCAACUUUUUCAUAAUCCCAAUCUUCUCCUUCACCAACCCUCUCCUCCAUCCUUACCCACCAAGCAUCUCUAUAUCAGAAUCUGCAAUUUUCCUCUUCAUUUCUCAGGGGGAACUUCAAUCUUCCAAAACAGAGUCAGAGCUCCAUAAUCACUGUCAUCAUUUCUCUGCAACUUAUUACAAUGGAAACCCAAGUCUUAAAGCAACAAGAAGAGCUCAUAUUUCGCUCCAAGCUUCCUGACAUCUAUAUCCCCAAGCACCUUCCUUUACAUUCCUACAUAUUUGAGAAUAUUUCUAGCCAUUCUUCAAAGCCCUGUUUGAUUAAUGGCGUCACCGGCAAUGUUUACACCUACUCUGAGGUGGAGCUCACCGCACGCAGAGUCGCCUCCGGGCUUAACAACCUCGGUAUUAAACAAGGGGAAGUUAUAAUGCUUUUGUUGCAUAACUCACCGGAGUUUGUUCUUUCCUUUCUUGGAGCUUCCUUUCGUGGAGCCAUUGCCACCGCUGCUAAUCCUUUCUUUACUCCGGCUGAGAUAGCCAAGCAAGCUAAGGGGUCUAACACGAAACUCAUAAUCACACAGGCUGCUUACGCUGAGAAAGUCAAGGAUUUAGCCAAUGAUUACGGUAUUAAAAUCUUGUGUAUCGACUCUGCCCCUGACGGUUGCUUGCACUUCUCGGAGCUAUCAGAGGCCGAUGAGAGAGACAUGCCCGACGUUGACAUUAGCCCUGAAGAUGUCGUGGCGCUGCCUUAUUCGUCGGGGACGACCGGACUGCCAAAAGGAGUGAUGUUAACCCACAAGGGGCUGGUCACCAGUGUGGCUCAGCAAGUUGACGGAGAAAAUCCCAAUUUGUAUUUUCAUAGCGACGAUGUGAUUCUAUGUGUGCUUCCCAUGUUCCAUAUCUAUGCUCUGAACUCGAUAAUGCUUUGUGGGUUGCGAGUUGGGGCGGCCAUUUUGAUUAUGCCAAAGUUUGAGAUUGGUGCUCUGUUGCAGCUGAUACAAAAGUACAAGAUCACUGUUGCUCCGAUUGUGCCGCCGAUCGUUUUGGCCAUCGCUAAGUCACCGGACACCGAAAAGUAUGAUUUGUCGUCGAUAAGGAUGCUCAAGUCAGGCGCAGCACCCCUAGGGAAGGAGCUUGAAGAUACUGUAAGAGCAAAGUUUCCUCAAGCUACACUUGGUCAGGGAUAUGGGAUGACAGAAGCAGGGCCUGUGCUCGCUAUGUGCUUGGCAUUUGCCAAGGAGCCUUUCAACAUAAAACCAGGAGCUUGUGGAACUGUAGUAAGGAAUGCCGAAAUGAAAAUUGUUGACCCUGAAACCGGAGACUCUCUCCCAAGGAACCAGCCUGGAGAAAUUUGCAUCCGAGGAGAUCAAAUCAUGAAAGGAUAUCUUAAUGAUCCUGAGGCCACAGCAAGAACCAUAGAUAAACAAGGAUGGCUGCACACAGGCGAUAUUGGUUAUAUUGAUGAUGAUGAUGAGCUCUUUAUUGUCGAUAGAUUGAAGGAAAUAAUCAAGUACAAAGGAUUUCAAGUUGCCCCUGCCGAAAUUGAAGCCUUGUUGCUGGCUCAUCCUGAAAUAUCUGAUGCUGCCGUAGUUGGGAUGAAAGAUGAGAGUGCUGGAGAAGUCCCGGUUGCAUUUGUAGUAAGAUCAGGCAAAUCAGAAAUCACUCAAGACGAAAUCAAGCAGUAUAUUUCCAAACAGGUGGUGUUUUAUAAAAGAAUAGGACGUGUAUUCUUCAUGGAAGCCAUUCCAAAGGCACCAUCAGGGAAGAUCUUAAGGAAAAACCUGAGAGAAAAAUUGGCAACUGAUUUUCAAAAAUGAACUUGAAGAUAACUUCCCUCUGUUUUAAAAUUGGAGGGGAACGUCUACACUUGAUUCCUGGGUUCUACUUAUAAAAUGCUGGUGUAAUUAAAUACAAGUUCUUCUAUGUAUUUUUAUUUAUAUUUUGGUAAAAAAAAAAAAAACAAUUUCUUGUGAAUUACGUCAUUAUUAAUAUUAUUUUGUUUGUUGUAUUAAAAAAAGCUUGCCUUUUCCUUUGAC
Molecule: messenger RNA, 2086 nt
Organism: Manihot esculenta (cassava)
Lineage: Eukaryota; Viridiplantae; Streptophyta; Magnoliopsida; Malpighiales; Euphorbiaceae
Product: 4-coumarate--CoA ligase 1
Exons: 5
Coding region: 233-1867 (544 amino acids)
Molecular function (GO): CoA-ligase activity
Source: RefSeq, a predicted model, not a curated record